Messenger RNA from Rhineura floridana, 6467 nucleotides. Its product is annotated as zinc finger protein 91-like. Lineage: Eukaryota; Metazoa; Chordata; Lepidosauria; Squamata; Rhineuridae. Gene Ontology annotation, molecular function: RNA polymerase II cis-regulatory region sequence-specific DNA binding; DNA-binding transcription activator activity, RNA polymerase II-specific. The record is from RefSeq and is a predicted model, not a curated record. The transcript is spliced from 7 exons. Gene Ontology annotation, cellular component: nucleus. The coding region runs from base 149 to 3265 and encodes 1038 amino acids. Gene Ontology annotation, biological process: regulation of transcription by RNA polymerase II.
GCCGAGCGAUUGGCUGAGCUGGAAAAAUGGGUGUGGGAAGCGCAUGAGCACAGCAUCCCCGGGACAGAAGGGGUGGCGGUGGUGGUAGCGAGUGAGUUGCAAGUGCGAGAAACUGUCCGGAGGAGCCUGUGACUCCCACCUUUCGCAAAUGCAGAGCCUGGUGACCUUUGAGGAUGUGGCUGUGUAUUUCACGAAGGAGCAGUGGGCUCUGCUGGACCCCAACCAACGAGCUUUGUACAAGGAAGUCAUGAUAGAGAAUUUUGGGAAUGUGGCCUCAUUGGGAUAUCCAGCUCCUAAGCCUGGCCUCGUCUGCCGUCUGGAACAAGGAGAGGAGCCCUGUGUGCCAGAUUCUCAGGACUUCGAUGAAAGGAAGAUCUUUGACACCAGCUCAGAUAAUCCUCGGAAAAAACACUUGUGCACUGUCUGCGGGAAACGUUUCACUCAGAAGCCAAAUCUUACCAGACACCUGAGAAUUCACACGGGGGAGAAACCUUAUAAAUGUCUGGAAUGUGGUAAAUGUUUUGGUUGCCAUUCACACCUUAUGAGCCACCAGAUUGUCCACACCGGAGAAAAACCCUAUAAAUGCUUGGUUUGCGAUAAAUACUUUGGCCGCAAAGCACACCUUGCCAGACACCAGGGAAUCUACGCAGGGGAGACACCUUAUAAAUGUUUGGAAUGUGGAAAACAUUUUGCAUGCCAGUCGCAACUUGUGAUCCACCGGAGGUACCACACAGGAGAGAAGCCCUAUAAGUGUUUGGAGUGUGAGAAAUGUUUUGCUGACCCAUCAGCCCUUGUGAGUCACAAGAGAAUACAUGCGGUGGAAAGAUCUCAUAAGUGCUUGGAGUGUGGGAAGAGUUUUGUUCAACAGUCUCAUCUUCUGAAACAUCAGAGAGUCCACACGGGAGAGAAACCGUAUAAAUGUCCAGAGUGUGGGAAAUGUUUUGCUGACCGUUCGGUCUUUGCAAAACACCAGAGAGUCCACACGGGAGAGCGGCCCUAUAAAUGUGCAGAGUGUGGGAAAACCUUUGCACGCCAGGAGCACCUCGGGAGCCACCGGAGAGUCCACACAGGAGAGAAACCUUAUAAAUGCUUGGUGUGUGGGAAGUCUUUUGCCCGUCAGUCCCAUGUUGUCAGCCAUCAGCGAGUCCACACGGGUGAGAAGCCCUGUAAAUGCUUAGAGUGUGGGAAAUGCUUUUCUGAGCGCUCCACCUUUGUGAGACACCAGAGGACCCACACAGGAGAGAAGCCCUAUCGAUGUCUGGACUGUGGGAAAUGUUUUGGUUCCCCUUCGCACCUCACAAGGCAUCACAGGCGUCACACGGGCGAGAAGCCCCAUAGGUGCUUGGAGUGUGGGAAAGCUUUUGCGGAUCGUUCGGCCUUUGUGAAACACCAGCGUGUCCACACGGGCGAGAAACCCUAUAAGUGCACAGAGUGUGGGAGGUGCUUUGCUAACCGAACCCACCUUGUAACCCACCAGCGUGUCCACACAGGAGAGAAACCCUAUGCCUGCUUGGAAUGUGGGAAAAGGUUUAGUGCAAAUAGGAGCCUAAUUCACCAUCAAAGGCAGCAUAUAGGAUAUCCUCUGACUCAGUGUGUGGAAAAUAUUUUAUUGACGAAUCAGGCCUUGUGUGAUGUCGGAGAAGCUGCACAGGAAAAUAAACUGUAUGAGUGGCUGGCAUCUGGGAAGUGGAUUACCCUCCAAGGGGCUCUAGGUCAGAAUGAAGGAGUUCACGCAGAAGGGAAAACCUUAGGAAUGCCUUGCGGUUCUCAGGAGGCACCAAGAGAGCAACCUCCCCCUGAUAUCGAGCCUGUUGCCAAGGUCCUUUCGGAUGAACCAUUGGACGCCCGCCCCCCGUCACCCCGCGCUCGUCGUUGCGAGAAACGGACUGGUGACUUUAGGAAAAAGCAUUUGUGCUCUACGUGUGGGAAAUGUUUUGCUCAUAAGUCGAGGCUCGUCACCCACCAGAGAGUCCACACAGGAGAAAGACCUUUCAAAUGCUUAGAGUGUGGGAAAUGUUUUGCGGACCGUUCAACCUUUAUGAAACACAAGAGAAUCCACACUGGAGAGAAGCCCUAUAAAUGCUUAGAGUGUGGGAAAUGCUUUGUUACAAAAGCAGAGGCGGUGAUACAUCAGAGGAUUCACACUGGAGAAAAACCCUAUAAAUGCUGCGAGUGCGGAAAGUGCUUUGCUCAGCGUUCACAACUUGCUAGCCACCGGAGAGUCCACACUGGGGAGAAACCUUAUAAGUGCUUGGACUGUGGAAAGUGCUUUGCUCACCAGUCCCCCUUUGUGAGCCACCGAAGGUUCCACACAGGCGAGAAGCCUUAUAAAUGCUCCGAGUGUGGCAAAUGUUUUAUUCAGCAGUCACAAUUUGCAAGCCACCAGAGAGUCCACACCGGAGAGAAACCCUAUAAAUGUUCUGAGUGUGGGAAAUGCUUUGCGUACCUGUCGUCCUUCGUGAGCCAUCGAAGACUGCAUACGGGGGAGAAGCCCUACAAAUGUUCAGAGUGUGGGAAGUGUUUUGCUCAACAACCACACCUUAUGAGCCAUCAGGUAAUCCAUACAGGUGAGAAACGCUGUAAAUGCUUAGAGUGUGGGAAAUGUUUUGCUAGCCCUUCUGGGCUUAAAAGCCACAAGAGAGUCCACACAGGAGAGAAGCCCUACAAAUGUACAGAAUGUGAGAAAUGUUUUUCUGCUCAGUCCAGCCUCGUGAGCCACCAGAGGAUCCACACAGGAGAGAAACCCUUUCGGUGCUCAGAGUGUGGGAAAUGUUUUGCUGACAGCUCAACCUAUGUGCAACACAAAAGGAUUCACUCUGGUGAGAAGCCCUAUAAAUGCUUGCAGUGUGAGAAAUGUUUUGCUGGACGUUCAGCCCUUGCGAGCCACCGCAGAGUCCACACGGGAGAGAAACCCUAUAAAUGCUCUGAAUGUGGGAAAUGUUUUCCUUAUGGUUCAGACCUUGUGCGACACAGAAGAAUCCACACAGGAGAGAAGCCCUAUAAAUGUAUGGAAUGCGGGAAAUGUUUAACUGACACCACGGCUUAUGUGAACCACCUCAGAGUCCACACGGGAGAGAAACCCUAUCAGUGUUUGGAGUGUGGGAAAUGUUUUGCGUACUCUUCGGCAUUUGCAAACCACCAAAGAGUUCACACAGGAGAGAAACCCUACAAAUGUUCCAAGUGUCGGAAGUGCUUCUCCGACAGUUCAGCCUUUUCGAGGCACCGUAAAGUCCAUAGCAGAGAAGAACCUAAAAAAACGCAUUAAAGCCUUUGCUGAGUAGCUAAAUAGCAUGGUGAAAGCUGAUCUUGUUUCACAAAGCUAGUAAAAAAAUUCCCUGUGAGGAAAAAAACACGUUUAAACAACAAGAAUGUAUGUCUGCUUAGAACAAGGGUGGGGAGCCUCAGGCCUGGAGCCAAAUUUUGCCCUCAGAGCCUGUCUGUAUGUCUUUCAGGGCUCUUUUGGGGCCACACACCUAACUGGCCCUGUUCCAGGCCCUCCUUGAGUGUUUUUGCAUGGCUAGGAUGUAUCCUUGAACUGUGAUAAUGCUUCUUGCUUGGGCAGAAAGAUAUAUGUAGAAACUGGUGACUUUCACAUGGCUGGAAUGUAGCCUACUUAUCAAAGGUGCUGCCCUUUGGUCGUCCCACAUUUGCCUCUGGCCCCUCCCACCACUUCCUGCAGGUUGCCCAUGAGCAGGGGUGUAGUCUCCUGGGGUCGCGGCGGAGCAUAGACCCCUUUAUUUGGGAGAAGGGGUAGGGUCCCUAUAUUUCCAGCAUCCUCUGAGUUCACCUGUAUCUCGGUGGAAUUCAAAGAAUGAACGGUAGUCCAUGAAAGCUUGUACCAUAAAUGAAUGUUAGUUAUACAGUAAUGAACUUCCUGUAAGAAGGAAAAAAAUAGUAUUCUUUGAAGAUAAUGGUGUUGGCAGAGCUUGGAAAAGUUACUUUUUUGAACUACAACUCCCAUCAGCCCCAGCCAGCAUGGCCACUGAAUUUGGCUGAUGGGAGUUGUAGUUCAAAAAAGUAAUUUUUCCAAGCUCUGGGUGUUGGAAUUAAUAGGGCUGAAAGAGGUUAAGUAUUAAUCUAAUUUAGGAAAUCUAGAUCAAAGUACAAAGUGCAAACAUUACUUUAGGACGGGUUGGGAACCUCUGAUUUGGGGGCCUCUCUAUCUGUCUAAUGUUAUCCAGGUGAGGCAAGGAACCAAUGGUAACCUAUCCACUAAAAUACCAGUUUACAGGGGGGUUACGCAAGGGUGUCUAUUGGCUCCCUUUUUAUUUAAUUUUUUUAUAAAUGACAUCGUAGUGGCAUUGUCAUCGCCUUCCUUUCCCACCCCCCUCAAUUGGUGCCAAAAAGAUUUCCAUUCUUUUACACGCUGAUGAUGUGGCCUUAUGCUCUCAAACAAAAAUAGGCCUUAAGUGUAUGAUUCAAAAAUUGGAAGAGUACUGCCAUUCCCAGAAUCUUACGAUCAACCAAGCUAAAUCCAAAAUAAUGGUUUGUGGCAAGUUUAUGAAAGCUAAAAAUAAAUGGUCAAUAAAUGGAGUGCAAAUAGAACAGGUUUCAACGUUUAAAUAUCUAGGAAUCUAUUUGUCUAAUAGACUCUCUUGGACCCCGCAGAUAAAGGCAGCAACUCUUGUAGGUUCCCGAGCCCUCGGCUUAGCCAAAAAGUUUUUUUUUUUACUCGGGGGGGUCAGCUUGUCCCCCCCAUGAUAAAAAUUUUAAAGGCCAAAAUACUCUCGAAGAUUUUAUAUGGCAUAGAAUUGUGGGGAGCCGCAGCCAGAUCCAAUUUGGAUUCUUUACAAAAUACUUUUAUGAGGCAAGUGUUAGGCCUUCUGAAGGGGACUCUGGCAGCCCAUCUUAGAGCAGAGCUGGGACUGCCUUCAGUCGCAGCCCGUAUUGAUUUAGCCUAUUUGCGAUUUUGGCUUCGGAUUUUUAACAUGGAUGACUCAGCCCUAGUCAAGCUAUGUUGGAAAGAUCAAUUGAUUUCGGGAGGUUGGGCGUUGAUAUGCCAGUCGAUUCUUUCAAAAUAUGAUCUCUCUCAAACUAAAUUGAUGGAACUUAGUAAAGUUGGCCUCCAUAAUUGGAUUUUUGACUGUGACACUGCGCAGGAUCGCGUGUCCAUAGUAACGGCCUCUUUCUCAGUUUCGUUUCCAGGUUUUAAACUUAAUCAUUUUAUGUCAAAAUAUUUAGAUGUUCUUGAUAGAGCUCUGGUUAGAAGAGCUUUCACAGCUCUGCGUUUUCAAGUAAUGCCUACGGCAUAUCUUGAAGGCUGGUUUCGUGGCAUUCCAGUGGCACAGCGUCAAUGUAUCUAUGGCUGCAAGGCAGUUGAGGAGAUUGUUCAUUAUUUGUUUUACUGUCCACUAUAUGAAGACCCUAGAAAAAAAAUUUAAAACCCUUUUUUAAAUUAUUUGACACCUUGCUCUGAUAGAGAGAAGGUCACCGUGCUUUUACUCGACAAUUUUAAUCCAGCGCCUCUGGCGGUACCCAACUUUGCAUUGGCUGCACAAAAAUUGAGGGAGUCCUUUGUCAAAGAGAGGAUUGCUAUGAUUUAGCCUCUAGGUUAAUAUUGUCAAUGGUUCGUUAUUAUCACAAUGUAUGUAUAUUCACUUGCAUAUGGCUUAUGGCUAAAUUUGCAACAAAGUUUACUUACUUAUUAAUCUAAUUUAGGAAAUCUAGAUCAAAGUACAAAGUGCAAACAUUACUUUAGGAUGGGUUGGGAACCUCUGAUUCGGGGGCCUCUCUAUCUGACCCUUGGGACGCCCUCCCAGGCUACACCCCUCAUCAGCCUUGCGUCUCACUCUCCUUGCUGAGUGCGUUCUUGCAGUCUGAUAACUACUGGAAAGUGCAAGUGUGUCUAAAAACCAGCCUACUGUACCAAGGCAACAUUUAUAUCCAUUGCUCUGCUUGGUUUUGCCUUUCGCUCCGCCCACCACUGGCAGUGGCCCCUGGAAGGUUGCCUAAAACGGAAUGCGGCCCUCAAGCUGAAGGUUUCUCAUGCCUGUCAUAGGAACGUGAAGAGAUAGUGAAACUUGGGUAAAGGAAAGAAUCAGUUUUAGAAGGUCUAUUGUUAAAAUGCUGCAGAGGCAUUUCCUUUUUAGUUCAAUGAUGUUUGUCCUGCUUUCAGGCUUCCCAUUGGCUUCUGGUUGGCUCCUAUCAGAAUAAGAUGCUGGUCUAGAUGGGCCAUUGGCCUGAUCCAGCAGGCUCUUCUGAUGUUCUUAUGCUUGUUUAGUCAUGAAAAAGUAUCAUAAGGGCGAGGAUGCAGCUGGAAGAUACAAAGGUUGUGCUGAUGAUCUGACUCUGAAGCAGCUUUUUGGCAGCUUGGUAGGAUUCUGAGAUUAAAAAAAACUAAUCUCCUAAAAAUUACCUGUUAUUUGUGAUGUUAUGCCUCCAAAAUGUAGUGUAUAAAUAAAUGAGUCUCAAACUGUGUAUUGCUCAUACUUGUCCAAAGGAAAAUAAAGUAGUCAUUGAGAAAGUUU